AUGUCCAACUUCGUGUCGUCUCCACGAAGCAUCCCUUCAGAUGCCGCAAGACUUCUAAAUUCGUCCCAUAUCUCCUCCUCCUUGGGCAGAUCCGCCAAUUCGCCUCUGAGCAGUCAGCCUAAUGUCCAAUAUAGUGAUACACUGCAAGCCCAGACGGCCGCUAAGGAGAGGGAGAUGAGAAUGCCUGCUCUGAUUAGAAGCGCCGUUGAAGUUCCCAAGGUUGUCGAUGUCACCGGUGAAAAAGUUCGUGAAUCGUUCGAGCAGUUCAUCGAGGAGUUUGUCGACCAGGAAAGUGCCGAUGAUGAGUGGGGCGGAAAGGCAUACUUGGCUCAAAUUGAAUCGAUGAGAGUCUUUGAAUACUCCACCUUGUACGUGGACUACCAGCAUUUGGUGGGCAGAGAGAACGGUGUCUUGGCCACUGCUAUUUUGGAACAGUACUACCGUUUCAACCCAUUCUUGUUGAAGGGUUUGAGAAGACUUUUGAAGAGAUACGCUCCCUCAUUGCUCUACAUGAGCUUGUUGGGAAAUAACGACGCAAACGCCGAGGGCGCCGAUACGGAGGCUGGCUCUUCAAGCACCUCGGGCGCCACGUCUAACGAGAGAGUCUUCCAGAUCUCCUUCUUUAACUUGCCUGUCACCCACAGAAUUCGUGACAUCAGAACAGAGAAAAUCGGCUCAUUGAUGGCUAUUUCUGGUACCAUUACGCGUACUUCUGAGGUUAGACCCGAAUUGCACAAGGGUUCCUUCACCUGUGACAUGUGUUCUGCUGUGGUGGAUGGAGUGGAACAAAUCUUCCGCUUCACCGAGCCCACUGCAUGUCCCUCAUGUCCUAACCAAUCCUACUGGACGUUGAAUGUCGCCAAGUCACAGUUCAUCGACUGGCAAAAGUGUCGUAUCCAAGAAAAUUCCAAUGAGAUCCCUACAGGCUCUAUGCCCAGAACAUUAGACGUGAUCUUGCGUGGUGAGGCCGUCGAGAAAGCAAAGCCCGGUGACAAGUGUAAGUUCACGGGUACAGAAAUUGUCAUCCCAGACGUCUCUCAAUUGGGCUUGCCUGGCAUUAAGGCUCAGUCCAUCAGAGAAAGUACAGCCAACAACUCCGAUUUCAACUCAGGUGUUUCUGGUUUGAGAUCUCUUGGUGUGAGAGACCUUACCUAUAAGCUUGCUUUCUACGCGUGUCACGUCAGCUCACUUGUCAACAAACCUUCCGACAAUGGAAACAGUAAUGAAGAGGAGCAGGGUCCUAAUGACCAGGAAGUGUUCUUGAACUCGUUGUCUGACUCUGAGGUCACUCAGCUUAAGGAUAUGGUCAAAGAUGAGCAUGUCUACGACAAGCUUGUUCGUUCCGUCGCUCCUGCUGUCUUUGGUCACGAAACUAUCAAAAAAGGUAUUUUGUUGCAGAUGCUUGGAGGUGUGCACAAGAAAACUGUUGAUGGUAUUAACUUGAGAGGUGAUAUUAAUAUCUGUGUCGUGGGUGACCCAUCGACUUCGAAAUCUCAGUUCUUGAAAUACGUUUGUGGUUUCUCUCCAAGAGCAGUUUACACAUCUGGUAAAGCUUCCUCGGCCGCUGGUUUGACAGCUGCCGUUGUUAAAGAUGAAGAGAGUGGUGAGUACACCAUUGAGGCCGGUGCCUUGAUGUUGGCGGAUAACGGAAUUUGUGCUAUUGAUGAGUUCGACAAGAUGGACCUUGUUGACCAAGUUGCUAUUCACGAGGCUAUGGAACAGCAGACUAUUUCCAUCGCAAAGGCUGGUAUCCACGCUACUUUGAAUGCUCGUACUUCCAUCUUGGCUGCUGCUAACCCAAUUGGUGGUCGUUACAACAGGAAGUUGGGCUUGCGUGCUAACUUGAACAUGACUGCGCCAAUCAUGUCCAGAUUCGACAUGUUUUUCGUUGUCUUGGACGACUGUAACGAGAGAGUGGACACCCAAUUGGCAUCGCAUAUCGUUGAUUUACACAUGUUGAAGGACGAUGCUAUUGACCCACCGUUCUCUGCUGAGCAGUUGACAAGAUACAUCAAGUAUGCUAAAACCUUCAAACCUCGCAUGACCAAGGAAGCCAGGGACUUCUUGGUUGCCAAAUAUAAGGAGUUGAGAAGCGACGAUGCCCAGGGUCUCGGAAGAUCCUCAUACAGAAUUACAGUGAGACAGUUGGAAUCGAUGGUUAGAUUGUCUGAAGCUAUCGCUCGUGCCAACUGUACUGAAGAAAUUACACCCACAUUCGUUUCUGAAGCCUACGACUUGUUGCGUUCGUCUAUCAUCAGAGUCGAGAUGGAUGACAUCCAGAUUGACGACGAUGAUGCCGAUGGAGAAACCAUGGAUAUUGAAGAUGAUGACGCCAACCCUGAAGUGGAGGAAAUUCGUGACGGACUUGAAACUUCGGUUACACGUAGGGCAAGAGAUGCUCCUCGUUCCAGUAUUUCCUACGACAGAUACGUUGCCAUGAUGAACCUAAUAGUGAAGAAGGUUUCGGAUGAUGAUACUGCUGGAGGCAACGGUUUGACCAGAGAUGAGAUUGUCGACUGGUACUUGCAUCAAAAGGAGGACGAGAUCAACACUGAGCAAGAGUUCCAUGCUGAAAGAGCUUUGGCAUAUAAGGUGUUGAAGAAGUUGGAUAAGGACCGGAUCUUGAUGAGUGUCACGCAGAAUCUCAACGAGGAUGCUCUUCCCGAAGAUGAAUAUGAGAGAGAGCAGCAGGGAAGCCGGACGGUUUACAUUAUCCACCCCAACUGUGCGAUCAUGGACUUUUUCGACAACCAGGCCCAGCCUGAGGAGCAGGAAACAGGAGAGGAGUAA
Candidozyma duobushaemuli is the source of this 2790-nucleotide messenger RNA. It is a transcript of the gene MCM6, whose product is annotated as MCM DNA helicase complex subunit. The record is from RefSeq and is a predicted model, not a curated record. Lineage: Eukaryota; Fungi; Ascomycota; Pichiomycetes; Serinales; Metschnikowiaceae. The transcript has a single exon. Gene Ontology annotation, biological process: mitotic DNA replication; DNA replication initiation; double-strand break repair via break-induced replication. Gene Ontology annotation, molecular function: ATP binding; single-stranded 3'-5' DNA helicase activity; single-stranded DNA binding. Gene Ontology annotation, cellular component: nucleus; MCM complex. The coding region runs from base 1 to 2790 and encodes 929 amino acids.